AUGCUGGAAUUAAAGUCAUUGGAUGGACUAGAGCUACUAAUUAUCGCAGGAUUUAUGCAAUGGCAUUAUAUGUAUUCUGUGGUUUUUGGGGUGCUAGCAAUUGCGGCUGAACGAGCGUUUGCUUCGGUUUUGAUAGAAAACUACGAGUCGAACACUCAACUUUUCAUCCCUGCCCUUCUCACCAUGACCUAUCAAAUCUCAGCAAUCUUGGUUUCACUUUCCGUAUUAUUUCAUAAAAUCAAAUCAACCACAUCUCAUAUUCCGUGGAUUGUCUGUUGUUCUAUUUCGGCGUUGGUGUAUUUGUUUGUGAAAAAAGUGAAUGAAUCUUUCAAUAGGGACAUCAAAAAUCCAAAUAGAAAACGAAUAUUCACGGUAUCUCAGCAGUUUCAAGUCAAGGAGAACUUGCGGGCGUUGAGGCUCGGCACACGGCUUGUCUUUGCUGUCCUCGCUUCCAUUGCCCUCUGCGGAUCUGGAAUUGCUGCAUUGACUUUCGACUUUAUUCCAACCUACUACUCCCACUUCAUCGAGAAUUUCAUAUUUUUAAACCCUUACCUCGUCUGCUUUACUGCAAUGUUCAGUGUUCCGCAAUGGGAAAAACAAUUCAAAAAGAUGUUUCUAACGUUUCGAAUUAUCAAAAAAAGACGAAGAAAACCUCAGUUGGCCAGCGUUGAAACUAUAGAUAAUACGAAGAAAAACUUGGAUGUUGAGACCAAUUUAUACUUCAAGCAAUUGGCAGACUCGUGGAUUUGA
Molecule: messenger RNA, 750 nt
Organism: Caenorhabditis remanei
Lineage: Eukaryota; Metazoa; Nematoda; Chromadorea; Rhabditida; Rhabditidae
Exons: 5
Coding region: 1-750 (249 amino acids)
Biological process (GO): sensory perception of chemical stimulus
Cellular component (GO): membrane
Source: RefSeq, a predicted model, not a curated record